Clupea harengus (Atlantic herring) is the source of this 3671-nucleotide messenger RNA. RefSeq names its product RAB3A, member RAS oncogene family, b (gene rab3ab). The record is from RefSeq and is a predicted model, not a curated record. Gene Ontology annotation, molecular function: GTP binding; GTPase activity. Lineage: Eukaryota; Metazoa; Chordata; Actinopteri; Clupeiformes; Clupeidae.
GUACGUCAAGUGACGAUACUGUUUCUGCAGGUGCCCGACUAGGUGCAGCGUUGGCGCAUUUGGAGCUGAAAAAUAUAUUACGAUGGCCUCAGCUACAGAUGCUCGCUAUGGACAGAAGGAGUCCGCCGACCAAAACUUUGACUACAUGUUCAAGAUCCUGAUCAUCGGCAACAGCAGUGUGGGCAAGACGAGCUUCCUGUUUCGUUACGCCGACGACUCGUUCACCCCAGCCUUCGUGAGCACUGUGGGCAUCGACUUCAAGGUGAAGACCAUCUACAGGAAUGACAAGAGGAUCAAGCUGCAGAUCUGGGACACAGCCGGGCAGGAACGUUACAGGACCAUCACCACAGCCUACUACAGAGGAGCCAUGGGCUUCAUCCUCAUGUACGACAUCACCAACGAGGAGUCCUUCAACGCCGUGCAGGACUGGUCGACACAGAUCAAAACAUACUCCUGGGACAACGCCCAGGUCCUGCUGGUGGGGAACAAGUGUGACAUGGACGACGAGAGGGUGGUGGCCGCAGAGAGGGGCAGACAGCUGUCCGAACACCUGGGGUUUGAGUUCUUCGAGGCCAGUGCCAAAGACAACAUCAACGUGAAACAGACCUUCGAGCGGCUGGUGGACAUCAUCUGCGAGAAGAUGUCCGAGAGUCUGGACGCCGGGGACCCUGCCGUGACGGGAGCCAAACAGGGCCCCCAACUCACCGAGCAGCCGGCAGCCCCGCAGCAGGACUGUGCAUGCUAAAAACAACAACAACAACAACAACACACACUCCCAGUGUACACAGGCUCUCAUGCAUACAGCCACGUUUAUGCACAUCUGCACACACACUGUCACACACCCCAUCUCUGCCAGGCUCCUCCUCCGCACCUUUCUCCCUUAGCUAGCGCGCACAUGGAGUGAUAGCCACUGGAAGAAAGAAACGGCUUCUUUAAAACGUUCUCCUCAUCCCAGUCUGUCUCUCGUCCCUGUCUGUCUUUCGUCCCUGCCCUGUCCUCAACCCACCCUGUUCUCCAACACAUUUGAUUGUUGUUUUGUUUUUGUUUAUUUAUUUAUGCUGUUGGGUUUUUUUUUUGUUGUUUUUUAAAGCCUAGUCACUGCAUUUUCUCAUCUUGCGUCAGCAUUCCUUGGCCUUUGCAGAAGACAAAGAAAGCCAUAUAUCUUAUUGGUUUUGUUUUUAAGGGUUAGUAAAUAUGAAGGAAACCGUGCUGAAACUUAGACCAGCGGAGUCAGCGGAAUACGAUGCAAGUAUGCACAUUUUUAAUCGAAUCGUUACACUUUCAUUCUUACUGCCUUUCUAGCACCUUCUGUUGAUUUCAGUUUUCUUUAAACUAUAUUUUUGUAUUUUUCUGUGUGGUUUGUGUGUGCGUGUGUGUGUGUGUGUGUGUGUGUGUGUGUGUGUUUCUUUAUUUCAGCUCAACUUGUGGCAUAUAAAAUAUGAACAAAUAGAUAGGUAAAUUAGAGAACACAUAUAUCUUUAUAUAUUUAUUUCAAGGUGUGUAUAUAAAAUGUGUAUGUAAUAGAUAAGAUACAUCUAAAAUUAAUUUUGAACAUUACAGAUAUGAAACUAUCUAUAGAACUAUGACUGGUCCUUGUAAGAUGUUUUUGCCACCUUAAAGACUACUACCAAAAAUCUUGCAUAGUAUGAUACAUGCAGCUUCAUUGGAUAGCCCUGCAUAGAUUAGCUGGAACUGAUAUUGAUAAACAGACAUACCAAGCAAUGCUUAUUUGCAUGGGGAGACAUGAGGCUUUUUCUGUGGUGCAAAAACCUACUAAAUCUAAAUCUGUAAAAGAUAUUUUUCAUGGUUUUAGGUCUUUCCCUUCAUGCCCGUCAUUGUAUGUGCUAUCCAUUACUAAUAUGUUAUGUGUGACCUCCCCUGGUCCUCAUUGUAAUGAUUGUUGUAGUAUCCAGCCUCACAGUUCACAUGAAGAAUCUGAUAUCCUGCGUAUGUUUAAAGAGAGAUUCGUUACAGGUCUUCAUUUGCGUUACGAGUUUUAUUUACAAAUGUUAUUGAUUUUUGUCACCUUUGAGAUGCAAUACAUUAAACGUUGGAUUUAAUAAACAUUUCCGAAGUGUAAACCAGGCCUUGAAAUGAGGGGAAAUAGCACUGAUUUGAUCUUUUAUGCAAAAGUAGACACUUGUCUGUGUCUAUAGUGUGACGUGGCCGUGAAGAGAGGUGCAAGCAGUGCUGAUUGGUCUUCAAUGUGGCAAAGGUCAACUUCAGUGUACAAAUGUACAAAUAGGCAGUAAUGGUGAGCCACCAUGUAAAUGUCAGAAAAGUAACAUUCAUUCCGUAAUGCAUAGAUAAGUAUAGAUGUUUGCUGUUUCCCAGACGACCACAUCCUUCAUUAUGACACGGGGGUUUUGACCAUGAUGAGGUGCACCAGAAGUGUGCUUCAACAGGGGCUGGUAUGAGUGAUAUAUUGACCUAUAUGCAUAUCAAGAAGAACUGUCUUGACGAAUUGUAUAGACAACAACGGCAAACAUUAUUCAAAGGAAUUGGGCUAAUCUAUGAAUAUGAUUAUAAGGAGACAGGCUAAUUUAUAUAGCGACCCUGUUUACUCCUCUGCAGUGAAGCCUGGUUCUCAUUAGACAUAACUAGAUGCAGAUGUGUGGAUGUGUGCUCCCUCUGCUCCUUCACUAGGUUCUGUUGCUAUGCUCCUCGCGUUUCUUAUUCAUGUAAAUAGGUUCAUGUUGUUUGAUUUAAGAGUGGAUUGUGAUGUAUUGAUAAGCUUGCAAAAAGAAAAAAAAUGUUUAAAAAUGUUCAGCUUUUGUGUGUGCCUGCUUGUGAAUGAAUGUGUCACUUUAUUACAAAGCAAUAUACUGUACAAAGAAGCAUCUUUUUCAGUGUUCAUGAGAUUACAGGCAGUCAAACUCAAAUAGAUCAGUAUGUCACCCUCUGGAAUACAUGUUUAUUCAUUUCUGUUUCUUUCGUGGUCAAAUCCGAACAGGCUGAGCCGUCUUAGGUUGUACCAAUGACUGCACAACAUCAAACAAUUUGGCAGCCAAUGAAAUGGAAAGGUCUCAUCAAACAAUUUGGCAGCCAAUGAAAUGGAAAGGUCUUAGCUGUUUUUUAACUAUUGUCCACCUCAUGUGUAUUGUCAAUGACCUAACCUGCAGGCUCUCAGUCAUACUCAUCUAACGGUACUGUGUGCUUCAAUCUUGUGUGUUUCAAUGAGAAGAUCUCAGUUUCUCUCAUACACUUAGAGUGGUUAAUGAUGUGUUACCACAAUUGCAUAUAGUAUGUGGACAAGUGAGCUUGAGGGCUUAAAACAGAGAGGCUCUAUGUAUGUAGUGCUGACCUAUUUGUUUCUUGUGGUCUUACCUGCUGUUAGGUCAUUUAGGCCAGAGUCUUUGCUCGAGUUUUUGAUUUCUGUGCCCAGACCCCAGCCCUGCCCACUCAUUUAAUCAUUCAAGUUCUCUUUCAAAAUGUGAGUCAAAGGAGAUAAAGUUCAGCAUAGUGUUUUUUGACCUGGUUUACAUCCUUUUUUAAACUUUGUUUUCUAAUGUGAGGAAAAAAAAGACAAUAUUUACUGAAAAAAAAAACAUGUUAUGCAGUAGUUCAUGUACUGUUAUUACAAUAGGGGAAAUGGUGUCAAAAUGUUAAAUUGUGAAAAAAUAUCAAACUGUUCAAAUGAUAAAAUAAACAAAUAAAUAAAAUGAAGCAAA